Molecule: messenger RNA, 1544 nt
Organism: Spea bombifrons (plains spadefoot toad)
Lineage: Eukaryota; Metazoa; Chordata; Amphibia; Anura; Pelobatidae
Gene: CABLES2
Product: Cdk5 and Abl enzyme substrate 2
Exons: 10
Coding region: 34-1485 (483 amino acids)
Biological process (GO): regulation of cell cycle
Source: RefSeq, a predicted model, not a curated record
GGCCGCUCCCCGGGCCGGGGACUCGCUUAGAGAAUGGCCGCGGCUACCUGCGGCUCUCCCGGAGUGACAGCUCCCGGGUCCCGGGCCGCGGAGCUCUCCCAGCCACCGGGCCGAAGGCGGCGGGGGACGGACUCCCGCCGGAGACAAGCCGCUCUUUUUUUCCUCAAUAACAUCUCCCUGGAUGGGAGACCCCUGUGUCCGGCUCCCCAGCCAGCCUGGGAGGGCCCCGAGCAGCCUCCCGGCACCCCAGCCCCUCAGCCCGCUCCAACCAACGGCCCACGGGUCGUGCUGCCCAGGGAGCCUUGCCAGGCCGAGGAGGGACUCAGGGGAAAGGUUGGACUGUACACCCCAAGCUCGGUGGCCUCGCCGGGAUUCCUUCAGCCACAGAGCAGCCUGACCGGGGACAAACACAGAAAACGCCACCUUUCUCAUAGAGGGUCCUUGGAGCUCGCAGACGACUGGCCAGAGCCCGCUGCCAAUCAGAGGUCAAAACAUCCCCCCGAGUCUCCACGACAAUCUGUGUUGAGGAAAAUCCACUUCAUUAAAAGCAUGCGGCAUUAUGACACCCGGAAUAGCAGAAUAAUCCUCAUCUGUGCGAAAAGGUCAAUGUGCGGAGCGUUUUCUGUCAUCCCUUAUGGCGAGAGCCUUCAUAUCAGUGAUUUGCGAGUGGAGGGGACCAGGCAGCGGCAUGCUUCUGGGGGAGUCGCUUCCUCAUGCGAUACAGUAUUCGGUAUAGAAGGUGUAGAACUCGGUGCUGAGGGGCAGGUGGUUUCUUAUGCAAAAUAUUUAUACCCCACAAAUGCUCUUGUCAGCCAAAAAAAUGAGGGGCAAGCUCCUGUCCCGACACACAGAGUCAGCUCCCAUGAACCAACCAAACGAAAUGUCUCUUCGGCAAGGUAUCCAACGAUGGCAUCCGGAGCAGAGCUGGGUACAGGAGAAGCAGAAGCUGUAGAAUACAACCCUAAUAUUCUUGAUGACCCGCAGUGGCCUUGUGGAAAACACAAGCGUGUUCUCAUCUUUGCUUCCUAUAUGACUACUGUGAUUGAAUACGUGAAGCCGUCCGACCUGAAAAAAGAUAUGAAUGAAACAUUUAAAGAAAAGUUCCCCCAUGUGAAACUGACCUUGAGUAAGAUCAGGAGCUUGAAGCGUGAGAUAAGGAACGUAGCAGUGGAGUGUAAUCUGGAACCGGUUACUGUGGCCAUGUCUUACGUCUACUUUGAGAAGCUAGUCCUGCAGGGCAAGGUGAACAAACAGAACCGGAAGCUGUGUGCCGGAGCGUGUGUUCUGCUGGCUGCCAAGAUCAGCAGUGACUUUAAGAAACCAGAGUUGAAGCAUCUGCUGGAUAAGUUAGAAGAACGCUUUAGAGCCAAUAGACGAGACCUGGUUGGGUUUGAGCUGACUGUUCUUGUUGCUAUGGAGCUAGCGCUCUACCUCCCUGAGGCCCAAGUAUUACCUCACUUCCGGCGUUUGACGAAGAAGAAGUAGCUGUGACAUCACCACGUGCGGGCUCGUGCUGCACAUCUUUUAUUCUCUGGUUCUGUCUU